AUAAUUUGUGGAAAUGGCAAAAGAGCGUAUCUGUAAAGAAGCAAAAAUAAAUAGGGAGUUGAAAGGGACCACCGCCCCCCCUCUACGCACCUUAGGCCAAGCAACAAGUAUCAGAAACACCCAUUUCUCUCGUGCCCCUCUCUCCACCUUUAUACUAUAAGACCUUCCACGACCCAUUUCCCAAUCGAUUCACCAAACACUUCCCUCGCCCCAACGCCCCCCAACGCCUAACACAAUGUCAGCAACACAACCAUCACAAAUCACCCAACCAUCCUCCUCUGACACCAACGCCCAAUCCAACCCCAACAACAAGCGCGUUCGUGAUUCCAGCAAGCACCCACUCUACCGCGGCGUAAGAAUGCGCGCUUGGGGCAAAUGGGUGUCCGAAAUCCGCGAGCCUCGCAAGAAAUCCCGCAUUUGGUUAGGAACCUUCCCCACACCAGAGAUGGCCGCUAGAGCCCACGACGUUGCUGCCUUGUCCAUCAAAGGUAAUUCCGCUAUUCUCAACUUCCCUGAACUCGCUCACUCCCUUCCCCGCCCUGUCUCCUUCGCCCCUCGCGAUGUUCAAGCCGCCGCUGCCAAGGCCGCCCACAUGGACCCUUUUCAAUACUCCACCGACGACUCCGACGAGCUCAGCGAAAUCGUCAAGCUGCCUAGUCUCACCACCAAUUACCUUAAUAACGAGUUCGUCCUCAUGGACUCCACCGAUGGCUGGGUUUACCCGCCCCCAUGGUUACGAACCAUGGACGAUUGCAGCUACAACCACAACGACGACGAGAUGGGAAUUGGGGACAGCAAUUUCUUAUGGGAUUAUUAAUUAAAAUCUAACUUUUUUUAAUUUUUUUUUUGUAAGACCCUGUAAAUGUUCUUGGUUUCGGUUUGAUGUUAUCGUAAUUAGAUUGAUCGAUAUUAAAGUUUUCCUUUCGGGUUAAUUAAGAAGCCCUUUUUUUGUUCUUUUUUUCCUUUUUUCCCUGUUUGUUGACCAAUUUGGGAGUGUGAUAUUUGGGUUUGGUUGGAGUGUUGUUGAAAUAUCUCGUGUAAAUCUCUCUCUUUUCUUUCAUUAAUGCACUUAACUGCCAUGUGGUCC
This is a messenger RNA of Cucurbita pepo subsp. pepo (vegetable marrow), 1087 nucleotides long. RefSeq names its product dehydration-responsive element-binding protein 3. Gene Ontology annotation, molecular function: DNA-binding transcription factor activity; DNA binding. Lineage: Eukaryota; Viridiplantae; Streptophyta; Magnoliopsida; Cucurbitales; Cucurbitaceae. Gene Ontology annotation, biological process: regulation of DNA-templated transcription. The record is from RefSeq and is a predicted model, not a curated record.